Messenger RNA from Onychostoma macrolepis, 698 nucleotides. It is a transcript of the gene gmfg, whose product is annotated as glia maturation factor, gamma. Gene Ontology annotation, cellular component: actin cortical patch. Gene Ontology annotation, biological process: negative regulation of Arp2/3 complex-mediated actin nucleation; actin filament debranching. NCBI's taxonomy places the organism in Eukaryota, Metazoa, Chordata, Actinopteri, Cypriniformes, Cyprinidae. The coding region runs from base 133 to 561 and encodes 142 amino acids. Gene Ontology annotation, molecular function: Arp2/3 complex binding; actin binding. The transcript has 7 exons. The record is from RefSeq and is a predicted model, not a curated record.
GUAGUUUGUUAAGCGUCUGUGAGCCGAGCUGCAGAAGUCAGAGAGCGCAGACUCCAGCGGUCUGUGGUUCCUCGUGACGUCUGCAGGAGCGCCUCACGUCUGUCAGAGGAACCGGACGCUCAGAGACGCAGCAUGUCGAGUUCUCUGGUCGUGUGCGAGGUGGAUGUCAGUCUGCAGGAGAAGCUGAAGAAGUUCCGCUUUCGUAAAGAGACCAACAACGCAGCCAUUCUGAUGAAGAUCGACAUGAAGAAGCAGCUGGUGGUGCUGGAGGAGGAAUACGAGGACAUCUCACUGGAUCAACUCAGAGAAGAGCUUCCAGAGCGUCAGCCUCGGUAUAUCGUGUACAGUUAUAAACUGAGCCACGGUGACGGACGCGUGUCGUACCCGCUCUGCUUCAUCUUCUGCAGUCCUGUGGGCUGUAAACCGGAGCAGCAGAUGAUGUACGCCGGCAGCAAGAACAGACUGGUGCAGUCCGCCGAUCUCACCAAGAUUUUUGAGGUUCGUAAUCCGGACGAUCUGACCGAGGACUGGCUGAAGGAGAAACUCUCGUUCUUUCGCUGAUCGUCAUGAAGUCACUCAGAAGUUAUUCUGUUUUAAAUCAUUCUUACUCUUAUUUCAUGUAUUAUGUCAGACAUCGUGCCUGUAAUUCUGGAGAAGCUGGAUUGUGAAUCAAUCACAUAAAUCACGUCUGAAUCUCA